AUCGAAAUCUGCUCCGCUCUAGGGCAGUUAUUAUCAUGUCGCUCCUAGAGUACAGAUAUCUCUCUGACCUUCGCUCUUCCGUUGACUGCUGUGUGCUGCUAUUGCCUGCUUGAACUCCUUUCGCACACCACCUUCCUCCCGAAAGAAACCCCGCCAACGCAGCUUCACAACCCUCUACACAAGCUACGAACGAGAUGACGCAGCUUCUUAAAGGCAAAUCUAUGGCCAUUACUGGCGGCGUUACUGGCAUUGGCCGUGCUAUCGUCCUUGGUUACCUUUCGCACGGUGCCAACGUCGCAGUCAACCAUUUGGGCGACCCUAAGUCCUCUGAGCAGUACCAGUCUCUCGUGAAGGAGGCUUCAGAAGGUGGAAACAGAUUGAUCGAGAUAUCUGGCGAUGUAGGCGAUCCAGAGACUGGCAAGAAGCUUGUGAAGGCAGUUGUCGAGAAGUGGGGCCGGCUGGACAUCUUUGUGAGCAACGCAGGCAUCUGCGAGUUCAAGGAGUUCCUAGACAUCUCACCAGAACUCUGGAGCAAGACCGUAAACACCAACCUCACAGGUGCAUUCAACACGAUCCAAGCAGCUGCGAAACAGCUCUCUACACAAUCACCACCGGGUGGCUCGAUCAUCGGUAUCUCUUCUAUAUCCGCGCUCGUCGGUGGCGCACAGCAGGGUCAUUACACACCCACAAAGGCUGGUGUCUUGUCUCUCAUCCAGUCAUCUGCUUGCGCACUUGGCAAAUACAAUAUUAGGUGCAACGCGCUCCUGCCAGGCACAAUCAAGACACAACUGAACGAGAAGGAUCUUGAAGAUGAUGAGAAGAGGAAGUACAUGGAGGGCAGGAUACCCUUGGGCAGGACUGGUAUGCCAAACGAUCUCGCCGGACCGGCAGUGUUCUUGGGCAGUGAUCUAAGCUCAUAUGUCACUGGUGCCCAGCUGUUGGUUGAUGGAGGUCUUUUUGUAAAUCUGCAGUAGACAAGCUUAUGCAAAGAUUAUAGUAUAACAAAAGUCUUUUGAAUACAUUCUCCACCUCAGUAUUACCAAUGUCUUCACAAGGCCCUUUUUGAGCGGCUUGUAAGUCUGUGAGGAUUACGCCGCGCACUGAGACUGCUCGCACGCAGCAUCUUUCCUGCCCUGACGGCAUGUUCCCUCAGAGUUGAACAUCAUACGCCCUGCUCCCCGC
Messenger RNA from Didymella exigua CBS 183.55, 1182 nucleotides. RefSeq names its product 3-oxoacyl-reductase. The record is from RefSeq and is a predicted model, not a curated record. The coding region runs from base 195 to 974 and encodes 259 amino acids. Gene Ontology annotation, molecular function: oxidoreductase activity, acting on the CH-OH group of donors, NAD or NADP as acceptor. NCBI's taxonomy places the organism in Eukaryota, Fungi, Ascomycota, Dothideomycetes, Pleosporales, Didymellaceae. The transcript is spliced from 2 exons.